Molecule: messenger RNA, 7896 nt
Organism: Pieris macdunnoughi
Lineage: Eukaryota; Metazoa; Arthropoda; Insecta; Lepidoptera; Pieridae
Source: the annotation of a GenBank genome assembly
AUGCGGUUAAGAAGUGUAAGGCUAAAUGGCUAUGUAACAUUCGAACCAGUUAGAAGGGUAUCGUCUAGCCAGUGUGAUGGUGAAGGCAUAUCUCGAACAAGCAGAAGAACGAUUACUGACAGAAGUGCAAAUAAUUUGAAUAAAACCGAAGAGAACAUACCGACGUAUAGAUCAAGAAGCAUAAGAAGAAGAGAAGAAACACAAGAAUCAAGCACUGUAAGGUCAAGAAGCAGAGGUAGGACACUAGAAAAAGAUAAUAUUUCACCUAACGUUGAAAUACAAGUGCAAUCUGGACAAAAUGACCCAUUUGAAUCCAGGAGAUCAAGUAUCCGAUCUCGAUCUAGAACAAUUGGGAAAGAAGCAACAACAGAGAGUAUCUUAAGUAGAGAGAGUAUUAUUCGAGGACGAUCCCGUGGAAGUGGAAGGAAAUUUACGCCUACUACUACUCCCCUUAAUGAUCAACCAGAAAGUUCAUCCAAUAAAGUUGCUGUAACGUUGUCACCUAGAAGUGUUGAAAUUAGGUCAGAUAUAACAAAGACAAAUGAAAUUCUUCCUACAGGAGCAACUGCACCAUCUAAUCAAUUCAGAAGAAGAAGUUCUACCGUAAGCACUGUGGACGAUUACAAACAAAUCAGACCUCGAGGACGAAUUAAUACAAGGACCAAUUCGAGAGCUCUUGAUUUAGAAGUAGCAGGUACUACAAAUACCUUCACUGCAUCAGCUAAAGAAACAAAAAUUACGAGAAUAAACGAUGGAAGAAAUUCAAGGAAAUUAAGGUACAAAACAAGAACAUUGGAAACAGAUACAAAUUUAACUGGAGUGGGUAUAACAACAGCUUUAAAUGAGGUAGAAAAAUCUAGUCAAAGGAAUGACACAACAAGUCCACCUGAAUUCAGCGAAAUAAAUUCUACAACUGUUAAAGCGACUGAGAACACAUUUCAACCAAGCACGGAAUCAGUAUUAACAUCGAGUACACUUAAACCCUCGAAAGUCGUAAGACGACCAAUCACAAGAAGUAACGGUUAUUUCAAAUCUUCUGAGGUUAAAAGUAAUUCGAAAAUGUCCGACGAGAUAAGCGAGGAUGAUAAUUACCCGGAGAGUUUUAAAGCUCUUAUACAAGCUAAAAAUGCGACACAAGCAAACUCUUCUUUAGGCGAGAGUUUGUCAGUGAAAGCAUCACACAAAGAUUCCAAAACUCACGCACUAUCUAUUCAAACCAACACUACGGAUCCUGGCACUGACAAAAACUCUCGGCUUCGUAAAAAGUUGCAAAAUGAAGAAAAAAGUAAGAAGGGUGACGAACAAGAAGCUCUAUCAUUAGGAUUAACGUCCACGACAACAACCUCUGAGGCACCGAAACCUAGGUCUAUUCCUUUUCGUCCACGUGGUACUUACUUAUCCAGAAGUAAAAAAUCAAAUGCAACUAAAUCUACAACUGAAAACAUAAAUUAUGCAACAAGACCUAGCCUUGAAAAUCCAUAUAAAUUUAGCAAAAGAAUUCAAUCUUCAACGGAACCAUCAAGAACAGACAUCACUUUGAAAACAAAGCGAUUGGAUUCGCUGCCAAAAAAGCAGGUCAUACGCUCCUCACUUUUUUCUCGUAAAAACGAUCCCCUAAACAAAAAUAUAACUGUAAUACCAUUGAAUGAAAAUCGUAAACAUGAUCGUGUACAAUCAGGAAAUAAUUUAAAAGCGAGAAGAACAUUACCAAGUACAACAUAUUAUUCCCGAUUAAGAAAUAACACAAAAUUGUAUUUGACAGAAACUAGCUAUAUAGAAAAAAACACUGAAACUCCGAUAGCAGAUAAAAAAGUUGGAAACUCUGCAGAUAUGCCUUUAAUUUUUACUUAUCUCAAUGGCCCAAGCUUGUCUGAUAAACUGCAGCCAACUAACGAAAAUACUGCACCCGUACUGAAAGGUAAAGAAUUGCAAGAAAAUAGUACAGAAAAUGAGAUUCUUAAUAAAGCUGAAGAAAGUGAAAAUAAAUUAAUUAUUAACACGGACGUAACGACACCAAAAUAUCACGCCAACUACAAAGAAAAUAUACAAAGUGAAAAAGCCAUCACUUCUGCAACACCAGAAAUAAGAAAUAUUAAAACCAGGAAAUACGCACGCAAACAAGAAAAAGCUAAAGUUCAAGGAACGAAUACUCCUUCCGUGAUUUUCAAAAGUAAAGACCGGAAUGUUCGAAAGUACGGAGACACCUUUUCCAAGACAACAGAAAGUCCUGCAAAUAGCAUAUCACAAGAACCUGAAAAACCAAAACAUAAGUUUAGUUCAAAAUAUAGAGGUUCUUAUUUAGAUAGGCCUUUUUACAAACCCACAGUUCCUACUGUAACACCAUCAACAACUGCAUGGGAGAAAUUCUUCGUGACUGACGAGUACACACAGUUCGUCGAAGAUCCAAUAUUGUUCGGGAAUGACUAUUAUAAUAACACAACGGAAAUAAUGUCAAGAAUGAACUUCACCUCACCAACAUAUACUCACGAAUCAUCCAUAGAGCUGGUAGAGGGUGAAGAAAUACAAUUAGGGCCUGAUAUGAAUGCUAUAGCCAUCACAAAAACCCAUCGGCCAUUGUAUUCAGCUGAUUUGAGGCUUUCCGAGAGCUUGGCGAAACCCUUACAAGUAUCAAACGUUGAAGUAUCCCAACAUUCACCAUCAGUAACAGUGUCUAUAUUCGAUGCUUUGGCUGAUAUACUCACGUCUACGCCCAAGCCUCGAAUUUCAACAACAGCUGCAAUAUUACCAAAAAAUAUCAACGAAAUCAAUACAAUGCAUUCACUUGAUGGCGUGAGUAGUAACGUUAAUGUAAAUACUGUCACAGGCUUUGCAAGUCAGGAAUCGGUAACAUCAAAGGAUAAUUUAAACACAAAUGCUAAGUUUGUACAAACCACUGAACCAGUUGUGUUUAACAGUUUGCUGGUUGGGGACAAUGUUACACCGUCACUAAAAGCAGAAGAUGAGAAAACAAGUUUUUUUACCUCACCCAAAACUGUUCCAAUUCCAAAUCCUACUACUCCUAUAUCUGCGAGAAAACCAUUCGCAAUAAAAGUUUUAUACUCCGAAACCGAAUCGACCAAUAAAAACUCUCCAACUGCUCUGCCCACUACUCGUUUGACGUCGACUGACAAAUCAACAACGGUAUAUAACAGUAUAUCAGAUCUUUUACAAUCUAAUAAUGGAGUUGUAUCUACUGGACUAACAAGCAUGUUAUCAAAUAAUAUUAGAAGUAUUAUCGAUAGUAUGGACGAUGAAAGUAAAUCUAGAUUAUCAGUAGGUAUGACUAAUUUGUUGAAUACUUUGACUCCAAGCGCUAUUAAUAAUAUCUCAAAAGUAGAAGAUGAUAGCACCCCUUACAUGACUACUCCUUACAGUUUGGAGGAUAUUAACGAUACUGCAAAUAUUGACAUAAAUUUAAAUGAAAGUUCAAAUAUUUAUAAUAAAAUCCUCCAAAAUGUUAGCCCCGCAGAAAUAAUUGUAAAUAGUACUGAAACGCUUCUAAAUUCACAAAAUGAAGUAGAUGUUGAAAGCACUACACCUGUAAAUAGCUCUGAGUCGUUAGAAAAUGUACAAAGUUUAGAAUCAGAAUCAGAUAGUGACCUAAGAUACGAAAAUAACGUUUUAAUCAAUACACUUAAAGAUACCGAGUCUACUACCGCAAGGGUAACGGUUGAUAAUAUAGAGAAUUUAGACGAAACCUCUACUAACAAGGAACCAGUUACCCCAUCCAUCCUAGAUCCUUUAAGAGAUAUUACCACAGAGAUAUCAAAUACCCAACUUCAAUCACCCUCUUUAACAAAACUGUUGUCUUUUAACCAAUUAGAUGAUAGUGAAGUAUUAGAAGAUCCAAGUCAAGUAUCACAACUCCAAUUAUGGGUAUUAACUAAAAAAGCCCGAGUUUUAAAAAUGAUUGAGGAUCUCCUACGUAUACAUUCUGACGAAAUUUCUAAUCCACCUCUUGGUAUUCUAAAUAAACCCAAAAUUUCAUUCUCUAAUCGGCUGACCGAAAUAAUAAAUACAAUGAACUUUACAACCACUGAACCUGACUUUACUGAACGAACCACUCUGAACUUUAUUGCAAGUACCUCUAGUUCCACAUCGACCGUACCUUUUACAUCGGCACCUUUGUCCCUUGAUAAUAAUCUCAACGGUGACGACUUAGUUCUUACAACCCAAAACAUAGAUGGUAUUGCUUUUCCAAAUGACGAAUCAUAUCCAAAAACUAUUAGCGAAAUUGCUGAUGCUUUUACUACUGCCAAUUCAGUACUUACCACUACAGUGUCUGAAGAUAUUGUAAAAACAUCUAUCGAUUCUAAGGAAAUAGAAAAUGAGAAGUUUGACCUUGCGUCUUCAAGUAGUUUUGAAACUACAACUGGAAUAGCAGAGCCCAGAAUUGUUGUUGAUACAACUAUUAUGGCCAACGUCGAAGACACAUCAACAUCAGGUAUUGAAACCUCCACAGCUACAGUAAUAAAUGAGAGCAAAUCAGCAGAUUUUAUAACAACCAGCAAUAUGCUAAACGUGGCCACUCGACCGUCAAUUCCAAAAAAAGAUUUUGUCAUUUUUGGAAUACUUCCUAACAAUACAGUGGUACGUAAAGACCCUAACGAUAACCCACUGGAAGCAUUAACAGAAGCAAGUCCAUACAUCAUUUACGGCGUACUACCAAAUAACACAAUAAUACGCAAGUUUCCGAACGGAACUCGAGUACCACAAAUCAUGCAAAAAAUUGACGUACUACCAAUUAGUCCAUGGAGUCUAAAAAAUCCAUACAGCCCUAUCCAUAAUAUUCCAGCCAUUGUCAGACCACAGUCUAACCCAAUCCGAGUUUCCACUAAUACUGUGAUAUCCACAGACAUACCAAAUAACGAAAAGGAAAUCAGUUUAACCACCGACACUGUAAAUAACCUGCAAGUAAUGAUACCUUCAUCGGCACUUAAUAUAAAAGAUAGCAGUUCAUUGGGUAUAACAACUACCUUCACACUGCCACCUGCUGAAAAAAGCACUGCCUCGCAUGUUUUAAGUUUGCGCACAACUACAAUGCUACCUUCUGUUGAUGAGAUUCUGCUUAAUAGUAUAUCUUUGGCGACUAAAGAGGAAAUGGUCAUAUCUUCAAUGACAAGUUCAACUCCUGAACCAAGAAUAUUAACACUGGAUAUUGAUCCGGAGACGAAACAAAUACGAACUGAAAAGCCCAAUGACGAAACUGGAAACACUGUUUUUAAAUUUAUCCCUAUUGAGGAUGUUACUGUGCCCUCUACACAAGAAACUAACGUAUUAAAACUGGCUACUCCUAAAACUACGCGAGUAACAACGGCUAUUAAUACUCAAACUGUGACAAUUUCUGGCACAACUGAAGUUAAUACACAAACUCCACAAAUACAAAUGAAUACAGAAAGUAAUACUGUUGCAACUUUCACAAUAGAGCCAUUUAUUACAACACCUUCUGUAACCAACUCGGAAAAAGUAAACGAAGAACCACCAACUCCUAUUUAUAUGAAUGAAUUAGAACUAACCACUGAAGCACAGAACUUUAAAAUAACAGAAUUAAACAACGAUCGUGCAACUUUUACACAAGAACAAACUACGGUUGCUACCACAACUUCUCUACCCGAAUUGCAAAUAAAUAAUGAUGGUGUUGAAUUUACUACAACUGCAGCAACUACUUACCGAGUACCAACAGCAACAUCUGUACCUAUUGGUAGCGCUACAAAUACCGUGUUUCAAACACAAACAAGUCCUCCACCACUUCUUAACGAUCGUAAUCCAAAAAAAAUAUCCGAGUUCAAUACAGCACAAAAUCAACAACAAGAGAAUGCUAAGUUAUUGCAAGCGCUUUUAAUGGCGACUAGUCAAAGUAAAAAUAGCAAUAAUAAUCUUAUUACAAAAACAAAAACAAUGACAACGACUGGUCGUUCUAUUGAGGAUGAUAUCCGGCAGUUUGAAGAAGAUACUAAAUUAUUAAAAGCUUUACUCCAAGCCACUGGUAGAGACCCUGCCUCUCUCAACCUACCUUCACUAGAUGACAUUAAAGCAGUUAUAACUACAUUAAAACCAAGCGUCCGAACUACUACAUUUCAAACAACAUCAAAUCUGCCACCAAGUACUGUACCAAUAACCCAGCCUACUACGACAGAAACAACAUCAUCAUCAAUAGUAAAUGACGAUGUUAAAAGACUCCAAGAAGAUACUAAACUAUUACAAGCAUUGCUUCAAGUUACUGGAAAAAAAAAUGGUGGUGAUAUGCCCAUAAUAUCUGGUUUGACAUCUAAUGUAAGAAUAGCUUCUAAUCCAUUAACAACAUCGAUGGAGUCAAAAUCAACUACAUCUUUCAACGUUAGACCAGUAUACACAACUACGGAAAUCACCCCAACUACCACUGUUAGGUCCCAAUUUAUUACUGUGUCCACUUUACAGCCAACCACAGAAGAUAUUGGAAUAUCUACAACAUUUCGACCUGUUGAUGUAAGAAUACAAUCUACUACAGCUAAUCGACCCACUGUGACCACUGAAAUUCCUAGUAGCUCCACAUAUUCAGAUGAAGAGGACCUUCUCUUUUUAAAAAAUUUGAAAUCUGUGCUUAGUACGAAAUCUAAAAAUGAGGACCCAGAAACAUCACUGGCCAAUCGUGUAAUAGCAUUAGCUGUUGAAAAAAGUUUAAAUGAAAUUCAAGUUGGCAAAAACGUUGGAACAACAAAGGUAAUGACACCUACAACACCAAGGCUAACAACUACAACGACACGUGCAACAACAACACCAAGACCAACAACGACAACAACAAAAACUACAACUACACGAGUGACAACAACACCUCGACAAAAUAUUCCAUCUAUUGAAGAUGACAUCAAACAAUUCGAAGAAGAUACAAAACUAUUACAAGCACUUUUAAAAGCAACUGGUCAAGAUCCUUCAAAAUUCAAUAUACCAACUUUACCUACAACAACUGUGAGUGCACAACUUCCACAAGGCGUAAACGAUGAUUUAAAGCUUUUAUCAAAUUUGCUUGCUUCACCAUCACCUCUGAAUGAACCCUUUGAUCCUCUAACACAGAAACCUGCACACACCCAAACUACCCAGAGAACUCCAUCAUCAACGGUACCUUAUGGCAUUCAAAUAGCUGUUAAAGACGAUUUGAAAAAUGAACAUGACGAUGCGAAACUAUUGCAAACAUUAAUAAAACUUCAAGAUGCUCAAGAGACGACCACCGUAAGAAGUAAACUGGCUAUCACAGGACAUUCGUCGGAUGAAGCGUUGAAAAAAUUAAUACAAAAAACGCAACCAGCAGGAAUGAUGUCAGAAUCGACAAAACCAUCUAUGUCACUAAGUACAGAGUAUGGGAAUAGCAAUGAUGCCUUGCUUGCGGCUCUACUGAAGGAGCAAGGUUUCGGUCCAACCACGGCAAGUUCUUUGGACGAACAAAUUCGCCUUGCUGCAUUACUCAAUCAAGUGGUCGUGACGCCGAAGGCUAGGCGGACGACAACUCCCCCUCCGCCCCCUGCGCCACGAAGGCCUAUAUUGGAUGGCUUGAGUUGGCUGUGGCAGCAGUGGAGAGAUACUGCUCCAGGAUCACAAGCUCCCAGGCAGUCCAGACCAGCGCCAACAAGAAAUCAACCAGCGCAAUCAGCGUCAGCAACUAGUUCUAGACUGAACUGGUUCGGCUCAGGGCCUUUCGUUGGUAAUGCAGAUGAAAGGCCCGCAAACAGAAUACCUUUGGAGCCUCCUAGUGCUGUGGAACAGCCUCCUGGCAGAGGUCAGUUAGUUUCCGCAGCCAUCAACGUUACCAGGGCAUUUUCACAGUUCUUAGGAGCGGCAAUUCAGGGCGCCGCCCAAACAAUGCAGAACGUGUUUAGAGCGGGACAAAACACUUACACGAAUGGAUCCGGAGGCUCGGGAUAA